AUGCAGAAGAUGAGUGGACCACCUCAGAACAAGUCAAGCAACAUGGGAAGCAACCUGACUGCAGGUGGACACAAAGAGAUGGGUGGGAGUAACUUCAUAGCUGGAGUCUUCAUCCAGACCAUGAAUAAGAAGAUGAGUAUCUAUGAUGCCAUGAUGAGGGGGCUCCUGACACCAGGUACGGCCCUGGUGCUUCUGGAGGCACAGGCUGCUUCAGGGUUCCUCACCAACCCCGUGACAAAUGAGAAACUAUCAGUGAAAGAGGCACUGACUGCAGGACUCAUAGGCAGAGAUUUUUAUGAGAAGCUGCUGUCGGCAGAGGGAGCCGUGACAGGGUACACAGAGCCGUACACAGGACACAGGAUCUCCCUCUUCCAGGCCAUGAAGAAAGAGUUCAUUGUCAAGGAGCACGCUAUCCGCCUGCUUGAGGCCCAGAUCGCCACCGGCGGCAUCAUCGACCCCGUGCACUGCCACCGCGUCCCUGUGGAGGUGGCCUACCAGCGUGGCUACUUUGACCAGGAGAUGUGCCAGUUUCUUUCUAACCCCAAGAAUCAAACAAGAAGUUGCUUUGACCCCAACACACAUGAAAACCUCACUUAUACACAGCUCCUCCGCCGUUGUGUCCCCGACCCGGACACAGGGCUUCUCAUGCUCCACGUGAUGGACAAGGGCUCGGUACUCUACCAGCUGAACAAGGAUGCCCGGAAAGCCCUGCAGGCUGCCCGCACCACCAUCAGCGUGGGGCUCUUCCAGGGCCAGAGUGUCACUGUCUGGGAGCUCCUCUUCUCCCGCUACGUUCCUGAUCACCAGAGGGAGGAGCUGCUGAGGAAGUACAAGGUGGGGACAGUGACCAUCCCGGAGAUGAUCACCAUUCUCACCACCAUCAUUACUGGGGCAGAAAUGGAAAACGGGGACCUGAGCUCAGCCACAGUUACACCCAACACUGAGGUGGGAGCAUCACAACCACUUGAGGAUGCACACUCCCAUGAGCAACAGUUGAGAAAGUCCUUAAAAUCUGCAACCAUCUAUGUCACUGCUGGUGAGUUCCAGGGGCAAAAGAUUUCCUUGUUGGAUUUGCUCUUUUCCAAAUACAUCCCUCAAGGGAAGCGGCAGGAGCUGCUGGAGCUGUACAGAGCAGGGAUACUGACCACAGAACAGGUGGCUGCUGUGGUCACCACCAUCAUAAACAGAUCAGAAGCUGCAAAUGCUGCACUCAUGGCAAAUGCCAGAAGUCCACACAAGGUAGUGACAAGGGCAGAGGAAAAUGGAGACGAUUUUUCAACGCAAGAUGCACAGCUAGAUAACAUUCUGAAGUCUACCACCAUUGAUGUGCCAGCUGGUGAACUGCAGGGGAGGCAGGUGUCUGUGUGGGACCUGCUCUUCUCCGACUACAUCCCUGAGGAGAAAAGGGAGGAGCUUCUGGAGCUGUACCGUGAAAGGGUAUUAACUCUGGAGCAGAUGAUAACUGUUGUCACUACUGUCAUUAAGAAAAAAGAAGCUACAAGCAGAAAAUUGCUGAUUGCAGUCAAGACUUCUGACAAGGACACUGUGCCAGUGGCAGGAGAGAAGGAUGCUGUCUCCCCCAAAGAAGAACCAUGGGAAACAGCCUUGAAAACCACAGUCGUUGACAUGGAGGUCGGAGAGUUUCGGGGCCACAAGGUCUCUGUGUGGGAUCUGCUUCACUCCAAGUAUAUCCCUGAAGAGAACAGAAAGGAGCUCCUGGAGCUGUACCAGGCAGGAGAAUUAACCCUUGAUCAGGUGAAAACCGUUGUCAGCACUAUUGUAACCAAGGCAGAAGCAGCAGCAAGGGCAGAGCAAUUGGAAAAUGCAAGUAGUACAAGAGCAGAGUCAGCAGUCACAGAAGCUGAGCACACCCACCUGCAGGAGAACAGGACCUGGGAAGAGACCCUGAAGUCCACCACGGUUGAGAUGUCAGUGGAUGAGUUCCAGGGGAGGCAGGUGUCUGUGUGGGACCUGCUCUUCUCCGACUACAUCCCUGAGGAGAAAAGGCAGGAGCUCCUGGAGCUGUACCGUGCAGGGACACUCACCAUUCAGGAACUGGUCAGCACCACCCGCAGCAUUGUGACAGACAUCAAGACUUCUGACAAGGACACUGUGCCAGCGGCAGGAGAGAAGGAUGCUGACUCCCCCAAAGAAGAACCAUGGGAAACAGCCUUGAAAACCACAGUCGUUGACAUGGAGGUCGGAGAGUUUCGGGGCCACAAGGUCUCUGUGUGGGAUCUGCUUCACUCCAAGUAUAUCCCUGAAGAGAACAGAAAGGAGCUCCUGGAGCUGUACCAGGCAGGAGAAUUAACCCUUGAUCAGGUGAAAACCAUUGUCAGCACUAUUGUAACCAAGGCAGAAGCAGCAAGGGCAGAGCAAUUGGAAAAUGCAAGUAGUACAAGAGCAGAGUCAGCAGUCACAGAAGCUGAGCACACCCACCUGCAGGAGAACAGGACCUGGGAAGAGACCCUGAAGUCCACCACGGUUGAGAUGUCAGUGGAUGAGUUCCAGGGGAGGCAGGUGUCUGUGUGGGACCUGCUCUUCUCCGACUACAUCCCUGAGGAGAAAAGGCAGGAGCUCCUGGAGCUGUACCGUGCAGGGACACUCACCAUUCAGGAACUGGUCAGCACCACCAGCAGCAUUGUGACAGACAGUAAAGAAAGGCAUCUUGCAACCCUUCCCCAGCAGACAGUGGAUCUUCUCCAGUCUGAGGGCUCCUACAUCACUUUUGGCCAGUUCCAGGAGCAGAGGGUGUCAGUGUGGGAGCUCCUCUCCACCAAGCAAGUCUCCGAGUAUAAACGGGAGGCACAUCUCGACACUUAUGGCACAGGAGGGCUGACCGUGAACAAGAUCACCAUCACCACCACUGUCAUCACAGGCCCACAGCGUAAGAAGAGACACCACCAGGACCACUAG
This is a messenger RNA of Phaethon lepturus (White-tailed tropicbird), 2916 nucleotides long. Its product is annotated as epiplakin-like. NCBI's taxonomy places the organism in Eukaryota, Metazoa, Chordata, Aves, Phaethontiformes, Phaethontidae. The coding region runs from base 1 to 2916 and encodes 971 amino acids. Gene Ontology annotation, cellular component: membrane; cytoplasm; cytoskeleton. The record is from RefSeq and is a predicted model, not a curated record. Gene Ontology annotation, molecular function: keratin filament binding; structural molecule activity. Gene Ontology annotation, biological process: intermediate filament bundle assembly; wound healing. The transcript is spliced from 2 exons.